Messenger RNA from Chenopodium quinoa (quinoa), 579 nucleotides. RefSeq lists its product as uncharacterized. Lineage: Eukaryota; Viridiplantae; Streptophyta; Magnoliopsida; Caryophyllales; Amaranthaceae. Bases 1 to 579 code for a protein of 192 amino acids. The transcript is spliced from 2 exons. Gene Ontology annotation, molecular function: protein dimerization activity. The record is from RefSeq and is a predicted model, not a curated record.
AUGGCAUUACAAAAAAGUGAUCAAGAUAUUGUGAAUGCAAUGACAAUGGAGGAUGUAACUAAGAGACAUUUACAAGAGUUACGAGAUGAUGGUUGGGAUUCUCACAUGGAAAAAGUAACCACAUUUAUGGUUAAGUAUGACAUUGAAAUUCCUAACAUGGAGGAAAAGUAUGUUGUCCCAGGGAGACGACAAUUUCGUGGUGGUAGGCCACAAGUGACUAAUCUUCACCAUUUUCGAGUCGAAGUUUUUCUAAGUGUCAUUGAUCUACAAUUGCAAGAACUUAAUAAUCGAUUUGACGAGAACCUUAAUGAGCUUUCCAUGAAACUUGUUGAGACACAAAAGAAUGAAACUCAUCCGAUAGUAUACCUGCUUUUGAAGUUAGUGUUGCUUCUCCCUGUGGCGACAACAAGUGUUGAAAGAGCUUUUUCAGGAAUGACUCAAAUUAAAAGCAAAUUGCGCAAUAGCAUGGGAGAUCAGUUGUUGAUUAAUUGUUUGGUUACUAGUCUAGAAAAAGAUUUGUUUUUGAAUGUAGGCAUAGAUGCUAUCGUAAACCGAUUCCAAAAUAUGAAAAAUCGAUGA